AUGGCGUCAAACAAACGCAAGACAGACGCGCCUAUAUCCCCUCCACCGGUAAAACGAAAGGCCCAGAGCUCCAUCUCGAACAGUGCCGUGUCCAGUUUCUUCACGCCGGCUUCACAGAAACCCAAGGAACGCACCACGUGGUCCGAGAGGGCACCAGAUGACGACGACACACCGGCAACACUGCUCGUCGGUCGCUACGAGCCCGAGAAGGCAGACGAGUCGGAUCAAAAGAGGAAGAGGAGGAAAGUCGCGGCGUUUGAUCUGGACUCCACCCUGAUCACGACGUCUUCGGGGAAGAGACACGGAGACGACCCGUCGGAUUGGAAGUGGUGGGACUCCUCCGUGCCCUCCAAGCUGCGACAGCUCUACGGGGACGGCCACCGGGUCGUUAUACUCAGCAACCAAGCCGGACUGACGCUACAUCCGGACCCCAAGGCAAAGGGGCCGAAGAACCUGGGCAAGGACAGGGUCGCCAAGUUCAAGCAGAAGUGCAACGCGGUGCUCGCCCAGCUCGACUUGCCCACGACGGUGUACGCAGCCACAGCGAAAGAUAUCUAUCGCAAACCGAGGACAGGAAUGUGGAAGGAGGUUUGUCGGGACUACGACCUCGCAGAGGACGAAAUCGACCUAGAGAACAGUGUGUUUGUCGGCGACGCCGGUGGUCGGACUGCAGUGCUGAAGGGAGGCGCCGUCGCCAAGGACUUCAGCUGUUCGGAUCGCAACCUCGCGCACAACCUGGGUCUGUCAUUCAAAACCCCAGAGGAGUUCUUUCUCGAUCGGGAGCCACGUGAGUUCCAGAGAGACUUCGACCUGGCCAAGCACCAGUACGAGGAAGAGGACGACGAUCUUAUGUUUGAGAAGAAGAACAAGCAGGACAUGGUUCUUUACGUCGGCCCACCAGGCGCAGGGAAGAGCACUUUCUUCUGGAGGCAUCUAAAACCGCUGGGUUACGAGCGUAUCAACCAAGACACUCUCAAAUCGCGCGCCAAAUGCUUCAAGGCCGCCGCGGACGCGUUGUCCGAAGGAGAGUCCGUGGCCGUCGACAACACGAACCCCGACGCCGACGGGCGUGCUGAGUGGGUGGCUCUGGCGAAGAAGCACAAUGUCCCGAUCCGCUGCGUCUGGUUCAAGACGCCGAUCGAGCUCUGUGAGCACAACGACGUCGUGCGUGCGUUAAACAAGCCGAUGAACCCUGAAGCUCGAAAAGCACUACCCAAACUUGCGUUCAAUGGAUUUGCGUCGAGGUUCAGGGAGCCCAAGGUCAAGGAAGGCUUCCAGGAUGUUGUCGAGGUGGAGUUCAAGUUCAGGGGUACGAAAGAAGAGUAUGAUAUCUGGGGUCGGUACUGGACCUAG
This is a messenger RNA of Truncatella angustata, 1353 nucleotides long. Its product is annotated as polynucleotide kinase 3 phosphatase-domain-containing protein. The record is from RefSeq and is a predicted model, not a curated record. The coding region runs from base 1 to 1353 and encodes 450 amino acids. Gene Ontology annotation, biological process: DNA repair. Gene Ontology annotation, molecular function: polynucleotide 3'-phosphatase activity; double-stranded DNA binding; ATP-dependent polydeoxyribonucleotide 5'-hydroxyl-kinase activity. Lineage: Eukaryota; Fungi; Ascomycota; Sordariomycetes; Amphisphaeriales; Sporocadaceae. The transcript is spliced from 2 exons.